Messenger RNA from Acipenser ruthenus (sterlet), 1219 nucleotides. It is a transcript of the gene cacybp, whose product is annotated as calcyclin binding protein. Bases 266 to 973 code for a protein of 235 amino acids. NCBI's taxonomy places the organism in Eukaryota, Metazoa, Chordata, Actinopteri, Acipenseriformes, Acipenseridae. The transcript is spliced from 6 exons. Gene Ontology annotation, cellular component: nucleus. Gene Ontology annotation, biological process: heart development. Gene Ontology annotation, molecular function: ubiquitin protein ligase binding; tubulin binding; S100 protein binding. The record is from RefSeq and is a predicted model, not a curated record.
UUUAGUUUAGGCAAUAUUUUGUGACGAAUAUUGCAGACGGUUGCGGCAAAUACUAACUCAGGGAGCUGUAAAUAGGAUUUGAUGUUACUAUAGUUACAGAAAUACGUGGUUUUAUUUUGGUUUAUGUAAUUACUAUAUUUAGUGCAAAAAAAGCUCAACGAAAGCCCUGAAUGGGAACUAAAUCUGAAAUUUAUAAGAUUGACUAAAUUACCACAUUUGUUUGGCAUUCUACAAUCAAUCGUCACAUAAGUCACGCAAAACUACAAUGGACAUCAAAGAACAGAUCGCUCAGUUGCAGAGUGACCUGGAUGAGGUGAAUGUGUUUCUGGAGAAGGCAGUAAGAAAACGCGUUCAGGAUGUUCUGACAGCAGAGAAGAAGAAGAUUGAGAGGGAGAUCGUCAGCAAGCAGCAGCAGCAGCAGCAACAUCAGUUACUGAAACAGAAAGAUAGCGGGGAUUCUGAGAAAACAUUGCUGCCUUCAACAUCCAGGGGAUAUACUGUGAAAAUAAAUAACUAUGGGUGGGACCAGUCUGAUAAAUUUGUAAAGAUUUAUAUUACUCUUAAUGGUGUACACAAGAUCCCAGCAGAUAACAUUCAGACAAACUUCACUGAGAGGUCAUUUGAGGUCCUUGUCAAAGAUCUAGAAGGAAAGAACUACCAAAUGAAUAUCAACAACCUCCUGAGUGCCAUUGAUGCAGAGGAAAGCUUUAGGAAGGUGAAAACAGACAUGGUCUUGGUGAUGUGUAAAAAGAAGACCCAACAAAAGUGGGAGUUCUUGACUCAGGUGGAGAAAAAGACGAACGACAAGAAAAAGCCCUCUGCAGACACUGCAGACACUGACCCCAGUGACGGGCUCAUGAACAUUCUGAAGAAGAUGUACGACGAAGGCAACGAUGAGAUGAAGAGAACCAUCAACAAAGCCUGGACUGAAUCUCGAGAGAAACAGAACAAAGUAGAAAAUAUGGAUUUCUGAACCAGAAACAAUACAUACAUAAAUAGUAUUCCACACUAUAGUAACACGGUGGAUUCACUAGCCGAUUGUCUACUUGACUUAGAUUCUUAAAAGGUUUACCUUAUAAUUGUAACACGGAAAUGGCUACUUUUGUGAGGGCAUAUACAAGAGGUAAAUGUUUGUCAUGCAAAUAACGGAAAUGUAGUGCCUUUUGAUACUCAUCCAUUCUAAAGAAUGCAAAUGUGAAUAAAAAAAAUAUGAAAGUUA